Messenger RNA from Zymoseptoria tritici IPO323, 1668 nucleotides. RefSeq names its product putative P450 monooxygenase (gene CYP-55). NCBI's taxonomy places the organism in Eukaryota, Fungi, Ascomycota, Dothideomycetes, Mycosphaerellales, Mycosphaerellaceae. The transcript is spliced from 2 exons. The record is from RefSeq and is a predicted model, not a curated record. Gene Ontology annotation, molecular function: heme binding; oxidoreductase activity, acting on paired donors, with incorporation or reduction of molecular oxygen; monooxygenase activity. The coding region runs from base 1 to 1668 and encodes 555 amino acids.
AUGGACCAGUCAUCGAGCGUCCCAGACCAGAUCUUCCUCCGGCCUCAUCAAGAGAAUAUAUACACCCUCCUGAACUCCUCCCACUACACCUGGACCAUCCUAGCCCUCACCACCCUCCUAACCGCCCUCACCUCCUACACCAUCUACCAACUCCACUUCCACCCCCUCGCCUCCCACCCCGGCCCCCUCCUCGGCCGUCUAACCCAACUCUACGACCUCUACCACGCCUACAUCGGCGACAAACACAUCCUCUUCCACCACUUACACCAGAAAUACGGUCCCAUCGUGCGUUUCUCCCCCAACUCCCUCUCCAUCAAUGAUCCAGCUGCUUUGAAGACAAUCUACUCCCACGGCGCAAACGUGCAGAAGUCCGUCUUUUACAAAUGUUUCCGCGCGGCGCCACAAGCUAUCAGUACCCUUCUCGCGACGGAGAAACAGCACCAUGCGAGGAAACGGAGGAUUAUGGGCCAGGCGUUUUCGGAGGCCGCGUUGAGGGGGUUUGAAGCGUUUGUGGUGGGGCAUGUGGAGGAUUUGGUGGGGAGGAUUGGGGAGGUUGUGGGGUCUUCUUCUUCUUCUUCGAGGGGACAGGAGGGAGAGAAGUGGAGUGCGCCGUUGGACAUGGCGAAUUGGUGUAAUUGGCUUGUAUUUGACAUCAUGGGUGAUUUAGUGUUUGGUCGUUCAUUCGGCACGCUGGGAGAGAAACCUGAGAAUCGAAGGGGGAUUUUCUUGCUGGGGAGAGCGGCGAGGAGGAAUUACACGAUUGCUGCGAUGCCGAUGUUGUUGUAUACGGGUUUGGAGAAGGUGUUGCCGAUUUUGCGGGGACUAUAUCUGGAUCGAUGUCAGUAUUUGGCGUUUGGGAAGAAGCAGGUUAUGGAACGGACGAAGGAGGGCGCUGGUUCGGCGGAGCCGGCGAGACGGGAUAUUUUCUCGUUUUUGUUGCAUGCGAAGGAUCCGGAGGAGGGGGAGGGGAUGCCUAUGCCGGAAUUGUGGAUGGAGGGUAAUACCCUCAUCGUUGCUGGGUCGGAUACUACCUCUACAACCCUCGCCGCCGCCCUCCACUACCUCCUCCACAACCCCCACACCCUCCACCGUCUCGAAUCCGAAAUCCUCAGCACCUUCUCCUCCCCCUCCGAAAUCGCCAUGGGUCCCAAACUCCAAUCCUGCACCUACCUCCGCGCCGUUCUCGACGAAACCCUACGCAUGACACCCGCGGUAGGCGGCCUUCUCCCGCGAGAAGUCCUACCCGACGGUCUUUCCAUCCCCUCCCUCGAUCUGCACCUCCCAGCCGGCGUCGACGUGGGUGUUCCGAUCUACGCUAUCCAUCAUCACAAAGACUACGUCGUUGACCCGUUCGUUUUUGAUCCGGAGAGGUGGAUUAGGGAGGAUCAUGCUCAGGAUCGGGAGAAGUUGAUGAGCGUGUUUAAUCCGUUUUCGAUUGGGCAUCGAGGGUGUUUGGGGAAACCGUUGGUGUAUAUGGAGUUGGGGAUUGCGGUUGCGAGGUUGGUGUGGGAGUUUGAGAUGAGGUUGAGUGAGGUGCAGCGAGUGAGUGGGUUUGUUGAGAGGGAUGUGAGGAGGGGAAGGAGGGUGGAGGGGGAGUAUCAUUUGUUGGAUUGGUUUAUGAGUCGGAAUGAGGGACCGCGGGUGGAGUUUCGGAGGAGGGAGCGGUGA